AUGGCGUCAUUGCCGCCACUACUCUGCCUCUUUGUCGCCGCCGCGCACCUGGCGGGGGCUCGAGUCACUACCCGCCCUGAGGAGCCCACAGCAACUGCCUGGGGCUUUGAAGGCCCAUCUCUGCGCCCCGGACAGCCCUCACCAGCCCUGGAGGAUUGGGAAGGUUGCAGCUCCAAGACCUGCAACUGUCCUGACCACAUCCUCCUGGGCUCGGUGGUCACCCCAUCUGGGCAUCCACUGCCAGGAGCCAGGGUCUCCUUGAGAGACUGGCCUGGCACUGUGGCCAUCACCGAUGCCCAUGGGACCUUCCAGAUUCCUGGAGUGUGUGCCAGCAGCCGGGCCAACAUCAGUGCCCAAAUGGAUGGCUUCUCUGCAGGCCUGGGCCAGGCCCAGGCCAAUGGCUCUAUCUCUGCUGUGGUCACUGUUGUCCUUAAUAAGUUGGAGAAACCCUACCUGGUGAAGCACCCCGAGUCCCGAGUGCGAGAGGCUGGCCAGAACGUAACCUUCUGCUGCAAAGCCUCAGGCACCCCCAUGCCCAAGAAAUACUCCUGGUUCCACAAUGGGACCCUGCUGGACCGGCGAGAACACAGGUAUGGGGCCCAUCUGGAGCUGCGGGGGCUGCGCCCAGACCAGGCAGGCACCUAUCACUGCAAAGCAUGGAACGAUGCGGGCACCGUGCGCUCGAGCAGCGCCCGGCUCACCGUGCUGGCCCCGGGCCAGCCAGCCUGCAAUCCCCAGCCCCAAGAGCAUCUGAUCAAGCUCCCAGAUGAUUGUGGCCAGCCUGGCAGUGGCCCCGCCUACUUGGACGUGGGUCUCUGCUCUGACACCCUCUGCCCCAGCCCUGCAGGCUCCAGCUCCCGGUGUGGGGACUCAGGGUCCCGCUGCUGCUCCGUUCGCCGCCUGGAGAGCAAGGAGAUCCACUGCUCCAACUAUGUCCUCCCCGUCAAAGUGGUGGCUGAGUGUGGCUGUCAGAAAUGUCUGCCCCCCCGGGGGCUGGUUCGGGGACGCGUGGUGGCUACCGACUCAGGGGAACCCCUGCGUUUUGCCCAGAUCCUGCUAGGCCGGGAGCCCAUUGGAUUCACAUCUUAUCAGGGCGACUUCACCAUCGAGGUGCCGCCCUCCACCCAGCGGCUGGUGGUAACUUUCGUGGACCCCAGUGGGGAGUUCAUGGACACUGUCAGAGUUCUGCCUUUUGCCCCUCGAGGUGGUGGCGUAUACCACGAUGUCAAAGCCAUGCGGAAGAAAGCCCCUGUCAUCUUAGAUGCCAGCCAGAGCAACACGAUCCCUCUUGGGGAGCUGGAGGAGGAGGACCCGUUGGGCGAGCUGGUCCUCCCGCCCGGAGCCUUCCGCAGAGCCGAUGGUGCACCCUACACGGGGGCCGUGGAGGCCCGGGUGACUUUCGUGGACCCCCGAGAUCUCACCUCGGCGGCGGCCGCCCCCAGCGACCUGCGCUUUGUGGACAGUGACGGUGAGCUGGCCCCGCUGCGCACCUAUGGCAUGUUCGCGGUGGACCUCCGCGCCGCGGGCUCGGCGGAGCAGCUGCAGGCAGGGCCGGUGGCCGUGCGUGUCAAUGCCGGCCAGAUCCACAUGGCGGGCCACGUGGAGGCCCUGAAGCUGUGGUCACUGAACCCUGACACAGGCUUGUGGGAGGAGGAGAGCGGCUUCCAGCGAGAGGGGUCAGCAGCCCCUCGGGUCCGCAGGGAGGAGAGGGUCUUCCUAGUGGGCAACGUGGAGAUCCGCGAGCGGCGUCUGUUCAACCUGGACGUGCCCGAGCGCCGCCGCUGCUUCGUGAAGGUGCGCGCCUAUGCCAACGACAAGUUCACGCCCAACGAGCAGGUGGAGGGUGUGGUGGUCACGCUGGUCAACCUGGAGGCUGCCCCCGGCUUCGCGGCCAACCCCCGUGCCUGGGGCCGCUUCGACAGCGCGGUCACCGGCCCCAACGGCGCCUGCCUCCCCGCCUUCUGCGACACGGACCGGCCGGACGCCUACACUGCCCUGGUCACGGCCACCCUGGGCGGGGAGGAGCUGGAGCCCGCGCCCUCCCGGCCCCGCCCGGACGCGGCCACCGUGGGCGUGGCGCAGCCCUACCUGGACAAGCUAGGCUACCGCCGCACCGACCACGACGACCCAGCCCUCAAACGCAACGGCUUCCGCAUCAACCUCGCUAAACCCAGGCCCGGCGACCCAGCCGAGGCCAACGGCCCGGUGUACCCGUGGCGCAGCCUGCGAGAAUGCCAGGAGGCCCCGGUGACCGCCAGCCACUUCCGCUUCGCGCGCGUGGAGGCAGACAAGUACGAGUACAACGUGGUCCCGUUCCGCGAGGGCGUGCCGGCCUCCUGGACUGGGGACCUCCUGGCCUGGUGGCCCAACCCCCAGGAGUUCCGGGCCUGCUUCCUCAAGGUGAAGAUCCAGGGCCCCCAGGAGUACAUGGUCCGCUCCCACAACGCUGGGGGCAGCCACCCGCGCACCCAGGGCCAGCUCUACGGGCUUCGGGACGCCCGGAGCGUCCGAGACCCCGAGCACCCCGGCACGUCCGCGGCCUGUGUGGAGUUCAAGUGCAGCGGGAUGCUAUUUGAUCAACGUCAGGUGGACCGGACGCUGGUGACCAUCACGCCCCAGGGCAGCUGCCGCCGAGUGGCAGUCAACGGACUCCUGCGGGAUUACUUGGCCCGGCACCCCCCACCCGCCCCAGCUGACGACCCGGCUGCCUUCGCCAUGCUGGCCCCGCUCGACCCUCUGGGCCACAACUACGGUGUCUACACGGUCACCGACCAGAGCCCGAGGCUGGCCAAGGAGAUCGCCAUCGGCCGCUGCUUCGAUGGCUCCUCUGACGGCUUCUCUAGGGAAAUGAAGGCCGAUGCUGGCACAGCUGUCACCUUCCAGUGUCGGGAGCCACCAGCCGGCCGGCCUAGCCUCUUCCAGAGGCUGCUGGAGUCCCCGGCAACAGCGCUUGGUGACAUCCGCAGGGAGAUGGGUGAGGUGACCCGGGCACAGGCUCAAGCCGCAGGUCCCCUCCGUACCCGCCGGGGCAGGGCCCGCCAGUGA
Messenger RNA from Puma concolor (puma), 3045 nucleotides. NCBI's taxonomy places the organism in Eukaryota, Metazoa, Chordata, Mammalia, Carnivora, Felidae. The record is from RefSeq and is a predicted model, not a curated record.